Molecule: messenger RNA, 627 nt
Organism: Besnoitia besnoiti
Lineage: Eukaryota; Apicomplexa; Conoidasida; Eucoccidiorida; Sarcocystidae
Product: thioredoxin family Trp26 protein
Exons: 8
Coding region: 1-627 (208 amino acids)
Source: RefSeq, a predicted model, not a curated record
AUGCCGGGAGCUCAUGGGCCGCAGUGCGGCUGCAAGCAUGAGACAGAGUUGAAAGGAGGGGAGUUUCUUCUGCCUUACAUAAAUCUGGACGGUGUCCGGGGACUGAACGAACAGAUUUCAGGUUCGGCAAGAACUAUUCUCAAGUCGUACGGCAACAGGCUAGAUGAAACGAAGUUUUGCCGCAGCGAAGAGGACGACCCAGAACUGAUCAUCCAUAUUCCAUUCAAAUCGCCGUGCAAGAUUGCCAGUCUCCACCUCAUUGGUGGUGACAACGGCCGUUCUCCAGCCUCUGCUAAAAUCUAUGCGGAUAAAGAAGACCUCGAUUUCAGCACCAUCCAUGACUGCCCGUGUGUUCAAGAAGUGGAGCUGGUCCCCGACUUCCACGGCUCCGUUGAAUACCCUCUAAAGGUGACGAAACUGCAGAACGUGUCGUGUCUCACCCUUUACUUCCCCCAAAACAUGGGAGGCGAUUGCCUCGAGCUCUUCUAUAUCGGCCUCCGAGGUGAAGGCUCCAACUACCAACGGAGAGCGGUAGUCACGGUGUACGAGGCGCGCGCAAAUCCCGCAGACCACGAGGUCGGUACAGAACAAGGACACCAGACAACCGCGAUGGAGGAAGGCAACUGA